AUGGCCCAAUACGUGGCAAAAGUAAAGGAGAUUGCUAAGGCAUUCAAAACUUUCAAACUGGAGUACAUCCCCCGUGGAAGAAACAGAAAAUCUGAUGCCCUCAGUAAGCUAGCCUCGGUGGCAUUCGACCACCUCGCGAAAGAAGUUAAGGUGGAAGUCCUGACAUCUCCUUCCCUUAACAGAAAGGAGGUUGCUGCAAUUGAGGGUACUCGGGAAACGUGGAUGACACCAAUUAUUAAGUUCCUCCAGGACGGAAUUCUACCCGAAGGGGAGUGGGCAGCCAAAAAGAUAAGGGUCAAAGCCAUGCAAUAUGAACUGAUCGAAGGAGAGCUAUAUCGAAGAUCAUACCCGGGCCCGUCCCUGAAAUGUGUUGACAUGGAAGAGGCUGAAUAUGUGGUUAGGGAAAUGAACGAGGGGAUUUGCGGAAUGCACUCGGGACCAAGGACGACAGGCCCGGGAGGGGUCAAAUACGUGGUGGUGGCCAUUGAUUACUUCACCAAAUGGAUCGAAGCGAGGCCCCUGGCAAAGAUUACCGGAGAACAGAUGAGGAGGUUCGUAUUGGACAACAUCAUAUGCAGGUAUGGGGUCCCAAUGGAGCUGGUGAGCGAUAACGGUGUCCAGUUUGCCGGAAGGCCCUUCAAACCAUGGUGCGAGCAGAUGCGGAUUCAACAAGUGUUUACAUCCAUCACCCAUGCCCAGAGCAACGGACUGGUGGAGAGAGCUAACCAAAGCGUCAUCAAGGGAAUGAAAGGAAGGCUUGGAAGAAAACAAAAAGGCUGGUUGGAAGAACUUCCAUUCGUGCUAUGGGCAUACAGAACCACUCUCAAAAGUUGCAAUGGGGAGACCCCGUUCAGCCUUACCUACGUGACAGAAGCUGUCAUCCCCGCCGAGAUAGGAUUCACGACUGCUCGGAUGAAGCUUCGAGAUGAAGAAAACGAACAGGACCUCAGAAUGAACUUGAACCUGUUGGAAGAAAGAAGGGAGAUAGCAGCAGUCAGGGAGGCCAAAUACAAAAAGCUACUAGAGAGUUAUUACAACACCAGGAUGAAGAAGCUCAACCUCGUCCCGUGGGAUCUAGUCCUUAGAGCCAAUGAAGCCAACUUGCAAGAAAACACUGGAAAGUUAGGCCCCAACUGGGAAGGGCCCUACCGAGUCACAUGGGCAAAUGGCAAGGGAACUUGCAAGUUGGAAAUGCUUGAAGGAAAGGAGGUCCCCAGGACCUGGAAUCUCAUGCAGCUCAAGAAGUAUUACGUGUAA
This is a messenger RNA of Helianthus annuus (common sunflower), 1257 nucleotides long. Its product is annotated as protein NYNRIN-like. Gene Ontology annotation, molecular function: nucleic acid binding. NCBI's taxonomy places the organism in Eukaryota, Viridiplantae, Streptophyta, Magnoliopsida, Asterales, Asteraceae. The transcript is spliced from 2 exons. Gene Ontology annotation, biological process: DNA integration. The record is from RefSeq and is a predicted model, not a curated record. Bases 1 to 1257 code for a protein of 418 amino acids.